CCCCCCUUCCGUCGUGCAGGUGGCCACGAUGCUGUCUGCCCUGGAGCAGAAGCACUCGGAGGUACGAAACAUUGACCUUUUGAUUCAUUGGAAGGAGGCCUGCCUUCCUUCCCUCUCGCUCUUGCUUGCCCUGUGGUGGUCCUUGCAGAUCAGCUGCCUGAUGUACCGCUUGUCCGCACUGGACGCGUCAGAUCUCUCAUCGCACGUAUGUCUGUCUGGACAUCUGCCUGCACGAUAAGGACGGGUUCACACGCUCUGCCGCUGUCCGAUUGUGUGAUUCAUGAAUGCAGGAUUGUUCGCUCCACAUGAUAGCUGCGUUGGCUCAGUACGCCAAGUUGAAGGCCUCGCUCAAGGCCCUCGUCAAGUCGGCCACCUUCCCUCAGCCACGCACUGAUGCAUCGGUCAGUGAGCAUACAAACCGAUACAAUUCCGAGCGAAUGCGCUGUUUCUGUCUGUUAUGGUCAGGCCAAGCUAGGUGACCUGUCGGCCGACGCUAUGGCUCGUCUGCAGACAUCGACAGACCUGCAGUCUGUCGGCCGCCUCAAGACGACUGCACCACUCAACUAUCACCUCAAGAUGGCCCUGCGUCGCCGGCUGACCGUCGCCGUCCACAAGGCGGGUCUGACGGGCGUGUUGCGGUUUGCGCCUCAGCUGGGCGGCGGCGGUGUGAUGAAGGCGCUGUGGCUGAUGGAGGAGGGGGGCAGCUGGGGAGAGGUGGGCAAUGGACUGCGGGUGGCGCGUCAGUGUGGCUACUGCCAACUGCCCGUCACCGUCGACGCUGUAGACCUGCAGAAGCACGACACCAAGACGGUAGGGGGAGAACAGGGUGCAUCCAUCGUCGUGUGUUCCUGCGUGUCAGGCCUAUUUGUCGAUGCCCCGUGUGACAGCCCAGUGGAUGGUCGUCAGUCGGCACGUGGACUUCCGUCGUGCCAAUGGCCAGCAGGACGGCACCUUCGAGCUCUUCCGUGACAACGCCACCAACGAGAUCCGCGCCAUUCGCAACCAGCCCGACUUCGCCAUCACUCGCAACCCGCCCCUGCCCACCACUGCCGUGCAUCCCCUGCAGCAGCACCCCUUCCAGCAGCAUAUCAAGCCAGACGACCCACCCGUCCAGUCGGCCAUCUGGUUCGACGAACUGGACGAGGCGGACGGGGCGGAUGAUGAGCUCCUUCAUUGUGUACGUGAUCAUCCACCAUUACUAUAA
Molecule: messenger RNA, 1204 nt
Organism: Vitrella brassicaformis
Lineage: Eukaryota; Vitrellaceae
Source: the annotation of a GenBank genome assembly